GAACUAAUGGCUAUAUUUUUAUUACUAUUUUUGAUUGCAUACGUGCAUUCGAAACGAUUACCCGACAUCUAUUGGAAUAGCACAAAUCCGAUAUUCGAUAUCAGCAAUACGGACCAUGUGAUGCCAGUAAACAUUGGGGAUCGGGUGUCUUUACUGUGUCCACGGCCAGGACCGGAUUACGAAUAUUCAAAUAUUUAUGCGGUAUCAGAAGAGGAGUACACCCAUUGCUUUCUUCAGAAUCCUCAUUUAGUUGGGACAUGCAACAAUAACACGCAGGAGGUAACCAUUACAGUCGUCUUCCGACAGUUUACGCCUACGCCGGGUGGCAUGGAGUUCGAACCGGGGAAAACGUAUCAUUUCAUAACAACUUCCGAUGGUACUCUGACUGGCAUCGAUAGGAGAAAAGAUGGUUUAUGUACGGAACGUCAAAUGAAGGUUAAAUUCGAGGUUCAACUUCCCAAAAAUGAGAUGCAACCUCACGUAAAUCCAAAGUUUGCCGCUAGGACUUCUCAAAUUGAACAACCGGAAUUAGCACAACAGGAAGCAUCUACGCCAUUAAUGUACAUAAUCCAUGUUGGCGGUGAAAAUUCCGAUGAAUUGGAUGACGACUCUGCCACAACUGCCUUCACAUCUUCAAUUCUUCUACUAACGCUACUACUAUUCUACCUCAACUGA
This is a messenger RNA of Cylicocyclus nassatus, 675 nucleotides long. The record is from the annotation of a GenBank genome assembly. Lineage: Eukaryota; Metazoa; Nematoda; Chromadorea; Rhabditida; Strongylidae.